This is a messenger RNA of Lachancea lanzarotensis, 4338 nucleotides long. RefSeq names its product LALA0S07e07074g1_1 (gene CHD1). Gene Ontology annotation, molecular function: ATP-dependent chromatin remodeler activity; ATP hydrolysis activity; ATP binding. Gene Ontology annotation, cellular component: chromatin; nucleus. Gene Ontology annotation, biological process: regulation of transcription by RNA polymerase II; nucleosome organization. The record is from RefSeq and is a predicted model, not a curated record. The transcript has a single exon. Lineage: Eukaryota; Fungi; Ascomycota; Saccharomycetes; Saccharomycetales; Saccharomycetaceae. The coding region runs from base 1 to 4338 and encodes 1445 amino acids.
AUGGUAGCAGAAGACAUAUCGCACGAAAUACUGGAUAAUCCAGAAUUGUACGGACUUCGUAGAUCAGGAAGAGCUGCAACUACGACCCGAACGCAUUAUUUUUCAGAUGACGAUGAAGAUGAGGUUGUAACCACUAGACGUGGAAGAAAAGCCAAACCCGAUAAAGAUGUUCAAGAAGAUGAAAUAUCAGAGCUUAGCAGUGAAGCAGAGGAUGAAAGCAUGACAGAUGGUGAUGAAGAUGUGGUUUAUGGACGCCCAAAGGUCACAAAAAAUAGAAACGUCCAGAAAGGUGCAAGAAACAAAACCAAAAAUUCGAAUACAACCGAUUUUGAAAUUCCUACAAGGUUCUCUUCCAGACAAAACAAGUCUGUUGACUACAACAUUGAUUAUUCUGAUGAGGAUUUGUUGGAGUCUGAAGAUCAAGAGGGUGAAGUUGGGAGUGACGAAGAUGAUCUAGAUACUCCCAGACAAAAUUCUGUGACGCCCCAGACAGGGCGUGGGGUUGAUCUUGUUGUCACACACAGGCCGAAAGCAGACGCUGAAGAAGAUAAUAAGGGCCCUCUCGACUUGUCCUCCUGUAAAGAAAACUACGAAUUCUUAAUCAAGUGGAUGGAUGAAUCGCAUUUGCACAAUACUUGGGAGUCAUAUAGUGAUUUGGCUCAAUUUCGUGGUGCAAAGAAGGUGGACAACUACAUCAAACAAUUCAUUAUUUUGGACAGGCAAAUUCGAGAUGACGCAUAUACCACAGCAGAGGAUUUGGAAGUCAUGGAUAUAGAGCAUGAACGCCGUUUGGAUGAAUUUGAAGAGUUCAAAAUACCUGAAAGGGUUGUGGAUAGUGAUCGCGUCACUUUGGAGGACGGCACAUCGCAAUUGCAGUAUUUGGUAAAAUGGCGGCGUCUCAACUACGAUGAAGCUACCUGGGAAAAUGCUGGUGCCGUUGUCAAGUUGGCUCCGGAGCAGGUUAAACAUUUUCAGAACAGGAUAAAUUCCAAAAUUCUUCCUCAACAUUCAAGCACUUAUGGCUCUCAGAGACCUCGCUUUGAAAAAUUGAGCGAACAGCCCUCUUUCGUAAAAGGUGGUGAGCUCAGGGAUUUCCAGCUGACUGGUAUCAAUUGGAUGGCUUUCCUGUGGUCGAAGAACGAUAACGGUAUUCUAGCUGACGAAAUGGGUCUAGGUAAAACAGUUCAGACAGUAGCAUUUAUCAGUUGGCUGAUUUAUGCACGUAGGCAGAAUGGGCCACAUUUGGUCGUCGUGCCAUUAUCAACAAUGCCAGCCUGGCAAGAAACUUUUGACAAGUGGGCUCCUGAACUCAACUGCAUUUAUUUCAUGGGUAAUCAAAAAUCUAGAAAUGCAAUCAGGGAAAGCGAAUUCUAUACUAACCCUCAAGCAAAAGGUAAAAAGCAUGCUAAGUUCAAUGUUCUUUUAACAACCUACGAGUAUAUUUUAAAAGAUCGCAUAGAUCUUACAGCUAUAAAAUGGCAAUUUUUGGCAGUUGACGAAGCUCAUCGCUUAAAAAAUGCCGAGUCAUCCCUAUAUGAGUCCCUAAACAGUUUCAAGGUAGCAAACCGGCUUCUGAUCACCGGUACUCCUCUUCAAAAUAACAUCAAGGAGCUUGCAGCACUUGUGAACUUUUUGAUGCCCGGAAGAUUUACUAUUGAUCAAGAGAUCGAUUUUGAAGUACAAGAUGAAGACCAGGAAAAAUACAUUCGAGACUUGCAUAGCAGAUUGCAGCCUUUUAUUUUGCGUCGUUUAAAAAAAGAUGUCGAGAAGUCUCUUCCUUCUAAAACUGAACGCAUUCUUAGAGUGGAGUUGUCUGAUGUUCAAACGGAAUACUACAAAAACAUUCUGACCAAAAACUACAGCGCUCUUUCGGCGGGCACGAAAGGCGUUCAUUUCUCACUACUCAAUAUUAUGAAUGAGCUAAAGAAGGCAUCCAACCACCCUUACCUUUUCGACACUGCUGAAGACCGUGUCUUGGCAAAAUUCGGAGAUGGUAGAGUGUCGCGUGAAAACAUAUUGCGAGGGCUUAUAAUGUCCUCGGGAAAAAUGGUGCUGCUUGAUCAACUUUUGACAAGGCUAAAGAAAGACGGACACCGAGUUCUGAUCUUUUCUCAAAUGGUGAGGAUGCUUGAUAUAUUAGGUGACUACCUCAAUAUCAAGGGUGUAAAUUAUCAACGGCUUGAUGGUACUGUUCCAUCCGCCCAAAGACGUAUAUCGAUUGAUCAUUUCAACUCUCCUGAUUCCAGUGAUUUUGUUUUCCUGCUUUCCACAAGAGCCGGUGGGUUAGGAAUCAACUUGAUGACUGCUGAUACGGUAAUCAUCUUCGAUUCAGACUGGAACCCUCAGGCGGAUUUGCAGGCUAUGGCUCGUGCUCACCGUAUUGGGCAGAAAAAUCAUGUCAUGGUAUACAGGUUUGUUUCGAAAGACACGGUUGAAGAGGAAGUCUUGGAAAGGGCCCGUAAAAAGAUGAUUUUAGAAUACGCCAUCAUAUCUUUAGGAGUUACUGAUGGUAGCAGUUUUUCACAAAGUAAGAAAACCGACCCCUCUGCAGGAGAGCUAUCCGAAAUUUUGAAGUUCGGUGCCGGAAAUAUGUUCAAGGCUAACGACAAUCAGAAAAAGUUGGAGGAUCUAAAUCUAGACGAUGUGUUGAAUCAUGCUGAAGACCAUGUAACGACACCUGAUUUGGGAGAGUCGCAUUUAGGUGGCGAAGAGUUUUUGAGACAAUUCGAGGUCACAGACUACAAAGCAGACGUUGAUUGGGAUGAUAUUAUACCGGAAGAAGAGCUGAAGAAGCUAAAAGACGAAGAGCAAAAGCGGAAAGACGAGGAAUACGUCCAAGAACAGCUGCAACUCAUGAAUAGAAGAAACAAUGCCUUGAACAAAAUCAAAGCAUCAGUUAACGGCAAUAGUAGUAAUCACAACGACAGUGAUGAAAGCAUCUCUAGGUCCGAAAAGCGAAAAAUGAAGGGCGAAAGUUUGGACUCUUUCGGCGAAAAAGAAAUUCGAGCUUUGUACAAAUGCGUAUUACGACAUGGUAAUCUAGAGGAUAAGUUUGAAGGGCUCAUAGGAGAUGGCUCGCUUCCAAUGAAAACAAUAGACGUAUACUCGAAACUGUAUCGUGAAAUGAUUGAAAGAGCUAGUAAAGUGUUCAAAGAAGAAGACGAAGCUCGUACACAGAUGUUCUCUGCCCUCGAGGCAAGCGCAAAAGCAUAUAAGGAGAAGCUGAAAAUUAGCGGCCAGCAGCUUGAUGAAAAGGAUAAAAGUACUCCUGUUGCCAAGCUUGCAGCCAAGAGAAAGGAAAAGAAGGCUAUUCUAUUUGAAAUGUAUGACGUUAAAUCAUUGAAUGCCGAGACUGUACUCUCAAGACCCGAAGAGAUGCAUUUCUUGGGUUCCUUUCUAUCGAAGAACUAUCAUGAUGAUCCGCUCUUAUUCAAAUUCGUCAACAAAACGCCUAAACCAGUGACUAGUUGGAACUGUUCUUGGAACAAAGAAGAUGACGAAAAACUCAUGGUGGGGGUUCAUAAGUAUGGGUACGGUUCCUGGGCCCAAAUAAGAGAUGAUCCUUUUUUGGGCCUUACCGAAAAGAUUUUCCUGAACGAACCACAGGGUUCAGGCUCAAAAACUGAUGGGGCGGAUGCUACAAAUGGUCAAAGUCAAAAGAAAGUAAAGAAUGUCUCUACGGCAGGGUCUAAAAAAGUUCCUGGUUCAGUUCACUUGGGCAGAAGGGUUGAUUAUUUGUUCGCAGUACUACAUGAUGAAAUUAAACCACACGCAUCUUCAGUUGCAAACAGUGGAAACUCAACACCUUCGCUGUCAAUGCCGGCGAACGCUAAAAAGCGUGUCAGAAAAGCAACCGGUAGUAAAUCGGGCACUCCAGAGGUGAAGAAGGAGGAAGCUCGCUCUGGGAACGCGAAGCGGACCAAGAAAAAUGAGGACCCACAAAGAAGUCCACCAGCUCUAAGCGCUGCAACUAAGAAGCAUCCAUCUGGAAAGGCCGCGGGCGCGGAUCGUAGCAUAUCUGCUCCUUCCGAUAAGGAGUAUGAAAGCAUGGAAGAGGCUGAAUGUAAGUACACCAUGCAAGCUAUGAAAGGCUCUUUCAGGAACCUUAGUCGCGGUGGAAAGGGUCUAGAUCGGAAAGAUUGGGCACGCGUCCUGAAAACCGAACUUAAGGCUAUUGGGGACCAUAUCGAGACUCAAAAGGGCUCCUCCAAGAAACAUGCAGCCGACAAAUUUCGCAAGCAUCUGUGGGCCUUCAGUGCUCACUACUGGCCUGCUAAAGUCAAGAGUUCGAAACUUUUGGCCAUGUACGAUAAAAUUGUUGCUAGCGACGGAUCAUGA